AUGAACGUGGAUAAGGAAACAUUUCCUUUGAUUUUUGAGGAUUUUAAAAAAACGUUGGAAGGAUGUGAUUUUUACGCUGUGGACCAAGAAAUGACGGGUGUAAACUUUGAAGAUCAGCAUAGGUCGCAGUUAAUGUCCUUGACAGAGCUUUACAAGGAGAACCUGGACGUGGUUCGGCGUUAUGUAGCAUUCCAGUUUGGAAUUACUUUCUUUACUCUUUUGGAAGAGGGUAUUUAUGAGGUGAAACCGUACAACUUCUAUUUACUAAAAGGGUAUGGUGAUUUUGUUGUAAAUACAGAGGCAAUACGAUUUUUGGUUUCACACGAAAUGGAUUUUCAAAAAUGGUUAGCUUCUGGAUUACACUACUGUAAUAAAGAAGAAGAAGAAAAAGAAAAAGAAGAGCAUUGCGCAGGAAAAGGCACACAUGGAUCUUCUGAUACGGAAAAAAAAAUUGCGUUUCAUAUUGCUGAUAAAAUAGAAGAGUGGUGGUUGAAUCCUUCCAAAGGAGAAGAAGACACAUUAUCUUUUAAUAUGAUUAUGACAGAAAAAAUAAAAACAAUUGUAAUGUUUCUUCUUAAGCAGCGAGAUAUAUAUGUACACUUGAAGUACGAUAUCAUUUCUAAAGUAUACCAACUUCCAGCAUAUAUUACGGUGUGUCGCAUUGACAGUCAAAAGGCAAAUUUUCAAGAAAAAGAAUUAGGUUCUCAUUCUUUUUCUAGUUUUGUGGAAACAUUGGGAUUUCGAGAGCUGUGGAAGUGUUUGACAAAAUGCAAGAAACCUAUUGUUGGUCAUAAUUUUUUUUUGGACAUAAUGUUUAUGAUGCAUAUGCAUGAAGCAGAACUUCCUAUGAAGUAUGAGGAAUUUAAAAAGCAAGUUCACGCGUUAUUUCCUUGCAUUUAUGAUACUAAAACACUUUCUAAGGCAAUGACUUUUUCAAUACCGAGGACCUCAUUACAUUUACAAGGUCUAUACAAAGAGUGUUGCAAUCUGAAUGAAAAAUCUAAAACUUCGAUUAGGUUUUACUCCCCUCCCGGUUUUCACUUAUAUGAUGAGAGAUGUAUAGGAGGUAAGGGAAAAGCACAUGAGGCGGGAUACGAUGCGUAUAUGACUGGUAUUGUUUUUGCAAUAAUUAAAAAUUUAUACAAAAAUGUAGAUGAAAUGGAAAUUAAUGACUGGGAAAACGUUGUUUCUGUGUAUGGAAGUAGUUAUUAUAUGAAAUUGGAUGGUAAUGAUUUUUUGGAGUUGAGAUCAACGUUUUUGCUGGAGUUUGAAGAAUAUGUAGAUGUUGGCCUAGUACGUUCUCUUGUCUGCACAGAGGACGAUAUGCAACAGAUCAAGAACAAUAAGGAUCCUGUUUCUUUCUUCUUGCACAUGGUGUGUAGCAAAUCUGAGACUCAUAGCAAGACUUUUAUUGCUCAGUUUAGAAACGAAAAUAUGGACGAAAAAACGAUAAUGACACAGAUAAAUUUAUCAAUGGAGCGUUUGAGUCAAUCGUUAUGUGCAAUAUUGAAUAAACAAGACACUAUAUUUCCCCCUGUAAAGAGGAUUGUUCGUUUAUUGGAGUAA
Trypanosoma rangeli is the source of this 1566-nucleotide messenger RNA. RefSeq names its product ribonuclease. Gene Ontology annotation, molecular function: RNA binding; 3'-5'-RNA exonuclease activity. Lineage: Eukaryota; Euglenozoa; Kinetoplastea; Trypanosomatida; Trypanosomatidae. The record is from RefSeq and is a predicted model, not a curated record. Gene Ontology annotation, cellular component: cytoplasm. The transcript has a single exon. The coding region runs from base 1 to 1566 and encodes 521 amino acids.